Drosophila rhopaloa is the source of this 793-nucleotide messenger RNA. RefSeq lists its product as uncharacterized. NCBI's taxonomy places the organism in Eukaryota, Metazoa, Arthropoda, Insecta, Diptera, Drosophilidae. The transcript has a single exon. Bases 76 to 702 code for a protein of 208 amino acids. The record is from RefSeq and is a predicted model, not a curated record.
ACAGUUUCGUUGACUGUCUGGCUUAAUCCAUUUGAAAAAUACUUACAAAAUUUUGUAAUUUUUGACGCUAACAUUAUGCGCGAUUAUAUUCCCAACUUUAUACGUUCGCAUCGCUGCCUCUGCGUAUUCAUCAUGCUGCAACUGACAUUGAUGCUGUCUAUGUUGGAGGUUAUAAUCCAAGUUGACCCAUCGCCGGAGCCUCAGCGACCUCUGACCCGAGUUUACCUAGUGGGCAAGUUGAGUCAGCUGGCCUGCAGUCCACUGCUCUCCGGAUUCGCAAUGGGUGCCCAGUUCUACGGAUACGGUCUGAUCCACCUCCGCACCAAGGGACCCCUCGGCGGAUUCCUCUCCAGACUCCGGAUGGCUGCUCUGUCCGUGUGGCAGCAGUGCAGUACAGUGAUGCUUCUGCCCUGGUGCUUGAAUGUCGUCCAGGGACUCUGCCUCUUUCCCGCUCACCUGUGGGAGUGCCUGGGCAAGGACUCCUGUCUGGAGGCCGACCACUUUCUGCUGUUCAUGAUCCUGUCGAUCCUGUUCUGGAGCAACCUGCUGAUCCUGGCCAUCACCAGUCUCGUUGUCGCAGUGAAGCUCAACCUACGGAUGUUAGGUGCCCGGCACAUUGGAAGCAGGAAUCACGAAUUGCGAGCCUAUGCCCAGGGCAUCAACGAACUACUCGGCUUUGAAAUGAUAGUUGUGCCCGUGUGAUGGCUACAUCUAGCAACUGUGUUAUCUAAAAAAGUACUCUUAAUAUUAUAUAUUUUGUUACUAAAUUUAAAAUUGAAAUUAAAAUAUUACA